AUGGGGUGUUGCUGUCGUAGAUAAAAAAAUCCUACAAAUAUCUUGAGUAAUUAAGUGCGAAUAAUCCCUUAAUUAAAAAAACCUGAAGAAUUACUAGCGUAACCUGUUGUUAUUCCAGACUCGCCAAAGGGUUUGAAGUCUAAAAAAAAAGAAUUAGAUAUUAGAACGAUAGAUUUACUAGAAAUGUCACAUGUAAUGGAUCAUUUAUCUUAAACUUCAAUUAAAUCUGAUGAGUCAAUUAUAAACAAAUUUUAGUAAAAAAUUGAAGAACUUGAAUAAGAAUAGGAGUAGUUUAAUAACAAAAAAACAUCAAUUGAAACAUAAUUAGUUAAUUCCUUUGUUUCAGAUUAAACCUAAUCAUAAAACUAUUCAAAUAAUCCUGAACUUAUUGGAGUUAAAAUAAAAAAUCGCAAUAUUUGCGAUAUCUAAAAUAAAUAUGAUUUCUCUGAAGUAAAAGAUUUUACAGAAUAUCGAGGAUAGAUUUACAUAGAGAGAUUAAUUUAAAAAUAAAAAUCUUCUAUUUGCACAUAUAUAGGUAAGAUAGAACAAAAAUAUUGUUGUGUCAAAUUAAUACCUAUGGCAAAACAAAUACAUAUUGAUAAAUGGAUAAAAAGUGUUUAAAUUGCUCAGCAAUAAAUAAAUAAUUAUUUUUUUCAGAAAUACUGCUAUUAUAAAAUUGAAAAAAUAAAAGAAUAGCCAGAAUAUUGCAAUUGCUUUAUUCUUUGCAAUUUAGAGCAAUUUAAUGUUUAUACUUUUAGCCAUCAUUAAGCUAUAACCUUUAGAGAAAAAGUGUCAGUUGCUCCUGAUAUCAUCUAAAUUAUCUGGUUUGCUUUAUAGGAAUAUGAUUAAAAACACUAAUCUAAUCCUGAAAAAUUAUCAGAUUAGAUAUUUAAAACAAUGUUUACAGUGAAGAGAAAUAAUAUUUUGAUAUCCAGGUGCAAAAUAGAAAAAAAAUUAAAAGCAAUCCUUUCUGAUUGGCAAUUAUUACUCCCGGAAUUUGAACAGAUCAUUCCUAACAAAAUAUUGUAAAAUUAAGAUAACCUUUUUGAGACACUUUAAUAAUAAUAAAUUAGUCAAAUAUUAUACUAAAAUAAUAGAAAUCUAGCAUAGAUAGCCCCAAAUUCAUAAAAUCUUUAAGACCAAAUUUAACUAGGAAUUAUGAACAGAUAGUCGUAGUUAGUUGAUAAGUUCUCAAAAUACCUUAUGAAACUAUUAUUUUUCAGAUCUAAUUUUGAGUUACUAAAUGAUGUAAGCUUGGAUGGAUUUUUUAAUCAAAAUGAAUUUUAAAAUAAGUGCGAAAUUUUAAGACCAAUUGAGAACCAGGAUUUAUUAUUAUAAAAAGAAAAUUGA
This is a messenger RNA of Paramecium tetraurelia, 1350 nucleotides long. RefSeq lists its product as uncharacterized. The transcript is spliced from 3 exons. Lineage: Eukaryota; Ciliophora; Oligohymenophorea; Peniculida; Parameciidae. The record is from RefSeq and is a predicted model, not a curated record.